AUGCCCAAGAAAGUUGCAAUAAAGAACGAAAUGCAAAUCGAAAUAUGGGACGAAGAUCACACGAUGAUGAAUCUGUUGCGAUGGAUCAUAAGUAGUGGAUGGGCAGACUACAUUGACGAAGAAACGAACGAGAAGGUCGAAGUCGAUUUCUGUGGAUAUGCGAUACCACACCCAUCAGAACGAGUUUGUGUUUUAACAGUGCAAUUUGUGCACAAAUCUCACCAAAACGGCUCAAACAUUCUGAAUAUUCUGAGGAGCUUGUUUAGCCGUAGAAACAGUUGCAGAUGA
Messenger RNA from Enterospora canceri, 288 nucleotides. Lineage: Eukaryota; Fungi; Microsporidia; Enterocytozoonidae. The record is from the annotation of a GenBank genome assembly.